This is a messenger RNA of Panicum virgatum (switchgrass), 2517 nucleotides long. RefSeq names its product translation initiation factor IF-2-like. NCBI's taxonomy places the organism in Eukaryota, Viridiplantae, Streptophyta, Magnoliopsida, Poales, Poaceae. Bases 88 to 1785 code for a protein of 565 amino acids. The record is from RefSeq and is a predicted model, not a curated record. The transcript has a single exon.
CGCCCCCUCGGCUCCCGCGCUCACUCUCGGCGGCCGCCGCGGGUUUCCCCUCUAGAUCGGAGGAGCGUCACUGUCGCGGACCACUGGAUGACGGCGGUAGGGUGGCCCGAGCGGCCCGGCGACCGCCGCGGCGCUUUUCCUCCGCGCCCUCGGCCUCCGCCGCCUCCUCGCGCCGCGGGAGGGCGUCCAGGCCGCGGGAGCGGCGGCGGCGGCGGCGCAGCGCGCGACGCGGGCGACGGCGCGGGGAUGGCGGAGGCGGCCGCGGGUGCGGUUGCGGUUGUUCCAGCCGGCCGCAGCGCGGCUGGGGCGGCGGCGGCGGUGUCCCCGCGGGGGGGAACCGGAGGCGGCGAGGUGGGGAGCAAGAGGCCGUCGUCCUUCCCCGUGGCGGCGCCGCGCGCGCACCCGCCGCCCAAGCGGAGGCUGGUCUCCGCCACGCGCCGUUUCCCGCCAGGGUGCGGGAGGGGCGGCGCCGACGGCGGUUCUCGGCUCGAGGCCGCACCUGCGCGCUCCAACGGCGGUUCUGCUGCGUCGCCUAAGCCACCGCCGCCGCCUCGCUCGGUAGACGAGGCUGGUUCUGGUGUGCUGGCGAAGGCGUCUGCUGUAGUUGUUCCCCGACCGGUUGCGGACGGCGGUCGUCGCGGUCCAGAUGCUGGGGCACAGCGAUCGCCAAAGCGUCCCCGUCACAGUGGCGCGGCUGCUGCAGAUAGUUUGUUGGACACUGACCCGCAAGGUGGUGCAGGGAGGGGUGGUGAACUUGGGAGCAGCAAGCAGUUGGUGCCAGCCACUCGGUUGCUACCGGAACCGAGGAUGGUCUCUGCCAUCCGCAGCUUCCCACGGACAGAGAGCAAGGAGUCCUCCACGGCUAGGGGCUCCUUUGGUCCCAAGAAGGAGGUGGUUGUAAAAGAUCCAGCUCAUCUUCGGCUGAAGGUUGCCUCUGCAUGCACAAUGGGCACCAUAAAUAAACUGAAUCAAGUGGUGGCUUCCAUGUUGGAAGAUGAUGGCUUCUUGAAGGCUAUAGAUGCUUAUGACAGAAAGCUUGAACUGAAGCUCAAUGUUUCAUCAGAUGCUCCUUCUGUGAGCUGUCAAGGGCGAUAUGGAACCCAGAAAGCGGAUGCCAGGCGUGAAGUCAAGAAGAUGUGCAUGAGGUUCCAGUUUAUAUGCAGGGCUAUAGUACAAUUUGUGGAACAGCGCUCGCUGAAGAUUAGUAGAAUUGACCUUGCAGCUGAUAAAGUGAUCAAGGAAUUGCCAGGAUUUACCCAACAUGAGCCUAUCAUUGGAAACGUUCCUGGAGUUGAAGUUGGUGAUGAAUUCCUGUACAGGGUUGAGCUGGUCCUUGUUGGUCUCCACCGACAGUACCAGGGAGGCAUUGACACCACCAGGGAUGAAAAUGGUGUGCUUUUUGCAAUUAGCAUUGUUGCUUCUGGAGGUUAUCCUGAUGAGCUAUCAAGCUCGGGUGAAUUAGUAUAUACUGGUUCCGGAGGAAAGUAUGCUGGUAAGAAGACUGAUGAGAAUCAACAGCUUAAGAGGGGUAACCUAGCCUUGAAGAACUGCAUCCAAACAGAGACUCCAGUCAGGGUGAUUCAUGGCUUUAAAGGUUUGAGUAGAGAAGAAGGCAGUCAUUCAAGAGCCAAAAAAGCUUCAGGUUUCACAUAUGAUGGUCUGUAUCAUGUUGUGGAUUGCUGGAGAGAAGGUCAGGCAGGUUCUAAGGUGUUUAAGUACAAGUUACAAAGGAUUCCUGGGCAACCAGAAUUGCCCCACUGCAGCAAAACUGCCCGCCGCAGCUAAACUGGGAUCAUGUGUUGAAGACUUUGCCCACUGAGUUCACCCACAUCAUACGUCGUUGACUCCAUUGUUUUGCUGGUAGACCUCAGAACAUAUAUCUUUCCAGGUCGUCCUACCUUGUCACUAAGCUUGUAAUGUUACUCUCUGCACAAUGUUACCCGUGCGAUAGCUGCUGACGCUUCCUAGUUGUUGGUCAGUCGCGAAAGCUGCUGAAGUUUCUGAGUUCCUUACUGCUCAUAUGAACCCGAUGUUUCCUAGUGCACCAAAGCAGAGCCUUGAGAGGGUGUAGUUCAACACAAGAUGGAUUGAGAGCAGUUUGCAUCAGUAACGAGCCCAACCUUGCCCUGACAGUGCACGAGCUGCUGCAACGCAAGGUGUAGAGGCAGCUUGCAACAAAUAGUGGUCAUCUUAAGGGGGUAUGCGUGAUAGUUCUCACGACUGUUCUACUGGACGUGGCUUUUGUUUUAGCGUUGCUCGUAGAAGCAGUGUAGCUUGACCUUGUAGUGUUGCUGCUGCUUUUGGAAUGCGCCCGAGGAGUGUGUUCUAUGUCCAGGAUGGUAAGAACUCAAGUAACAAAGCUGUUCUGUUGAUGAGUGAUUAGUUUUUAAUGUAGCUUCCGUGAGUCGGCUUGUUUCCAUUUAUGCAUCUACUUCUACGUACCUUAUGGCUAUUGUAAUGGAGUUAUGAUGACUGUAUGCUAUGACCAAUGAAUUGCUUUGUUGUAGUUUCUUGUUU